AUGGCCCUAGUGCCGGCGCAGCUGCUGCCUGACGACAUCCUCGCUUGCGUCCUCGGCUGUCUCGCGCCGCGCAGCCUCGCCGCGUCCCGCUGCGUCUGCAAAGCCUGGUGCGCCGUCAUCGACGAGUACCGCCUGCUGCGGACGGACCUCUUCCCGCUCACGCUUCACGGGAUCUUCUUCAUGGAGGAGCUCUGCCCGGACCCCCCAAAGCUCUUUGCAAACCCAUUCACAAAGCACAGGAUCGGCGACGCAAGCCUUGGUUAUGUCGAGAACGACGAGGGCUCAUUUAUCCAGAAUCACUGCAACGGGCUUCUCUUGCUUUGGAACCACCUCGUGGUCAACCCGGCGACUCGGCAAUGGGUGCGUCUGCCUCCGCCCCCGCCUCGGUGCACCGGGAUGGAGGACUUCGGCAACGACGUGUGCCUUGUUUAUGACCCCACCGUAUCGCCGCACUACGAUGUGCUCCAUAUUCCUUGCGUCCCCUACGGUCUUCUUGAUUGCGCAACAACAAUAUUCACGGAGGAAUCCGAGUGGCCGCCCUCCGCCUACGCAAUACAAGUCUUCUCUUCAAUGACAUGGAGAUGGGAGGAGAGGUCGUUGGCCCGGAGAGGAGAGGCUGCAGGGACCAUCGCUGACAUGGAGCCAUAUAGGGAUUAUGAACACUGUUACGCCGUCUACUGGAAAGGAGCCAUCUAUGUGCAUUCAUUACUCGACUUGUUGUUGUGA
This is a messenger RNA of Aegilops tauschii subsp. strangulata, 726 nucleotides long. The record is from RefSeq and is a predicted model, not a curated record. Lineage: Eukaryota; Viridiplantae; Streptophyta; Magnoliopsida; Poales; Poaceae.